Miscanthus lutarioriparius is the source of this 2016-nucleotide messenger RNA. Lineage: Eukaryota; Viridiplantae; Streptophyta; Magnoliopsida; Poales; Poaceae. The record is from the annotation of a GenBank genome assembly.
AUGGCGGCACUGGAGAAGAGAGGAGGGCACGCACCCUUCAUGAGAGCAGUGAAGCCCUCCAGUCCUUCGGCAAGGCAGAGGCGCUCCAAGAGUGAUUUGGACGACAAAGAUGCCAACGGCGCACCGCGUUCUUCGCAGAAAGCAUCAAGCCAGACUAAGCUGGUGCAAGGCAGAAACUCCAACCCUCAGCAGAAAUGCGAAACCAACACUAUGUUCGCUUGAACGUUUCUGUGGCUUAUAAAUCGGCUGAUGUUGUUUUGUUACGAGAGAAAAACACUGUAUCAUGGCUGAUAGGAUAAAGAAGGAAAUUCAGCAGCCCAGGAGCGACACACAGAGCUCCCUGAAGAAAGAGCCGGCUACUCAGCUGAUAAGGGAGGUUGCGACAUUGGAGCUGGAGAUCAAGCACUUGGAGCAGUACCUGCUGACACUCUACCGGAAAGCAUUCGAGCAGCAGCAAGUGUCUUCAGAUGUUCGUCGGGACCGGGAAGCGGCGGCGCGCAAGCUGUCGGUGAGCUCGUGGUCAGGGGAGGCGGCGGUGACCCGACGAUGCUCCACUACAGCUGCCCUCCGCUUAGCGGCAAGGGGAGGAGGAAUAAUGGCGGUACGGUGGCGGACGACUGCUCGCCGUCGACGUGCCCCCGGAGGACGACCGCGGACUUGGUGGACACGGCCGGCCUCCGGUGCCAGUCGGCGCUGUCGUUCCGAGGCGCGUGGUUGUCGUCGUCGUCCAGGAUAUCGCCCACGGAGGACAGCCUCGCGAGGGCGCUCCGGUCCUGCCACUCCCAGCCCUUCUCCUUCCUGGAGGAAGGCGAGACGGCGCUGUCAGGAGUGGUGAGCUUGGCGGACUACCUCGGGACGAGUGUGGCGGACCACAUCCCGGAGACCCCGAACAACCUGUCGGAGGAGAUGGUGCGGUGCAUGGCCGGGGUGUACUGCAGGCUGGCCGAUCCGCCGCUGCUGGCGCACCACCGGCCGUCGUCGUCGCCAUCGUCGUCGCUGUCCUCGGCGCCGAGCGCGGUCUCCCCGCAGCAGCACCUCGGCGGCGACGCUGACAUGUGGAGCCCCAGCAGCUACUGCGGCAGGAAAGACGGCGCCCAGCUCGACUCCAGGCUCAUCAACCCGUUCCGCGUCGAGGGGCUCAAGGAGUUCAGCGGGCCCUACAGCGCCAUGGUCGAGGUGCCGGCCAUCUCCCGCGGCCGCACCAGGCUCUGGGAGGCCGAGGACCUGCUCCAGACGUACAAGCUGAUUCUUUACCGGCUGGAGACUGUGGAUCUGAGGCGGAUGACGGGCGAGGAGAAGCUCACGUUCUGGAUCAACGUGCACAACGCGCUGGUGAUGCAUGCGUACCUCAAGUAUGGCGUCCCGCAGAACCAGCUGAAGAAGCCCAACCUUAGUCACACAAUUCCUCCACCUCAACAGAGAGCAACUGGCCGGAAAUGGCUGACACGAUGCAAUGCGACGGAUGGUGCUCGUGCAGGCGGAGUGCAAGAUCGCCGGGCACGCCAUCAACGCGGCGGCCAUCCAGGGGUUGGUUCUCGGGUGCAGCACGCACUGCUCCUCCGGACAUUGGCUGCGGACUUUGCUGCACUAUCCGAGGACGAAGACGAGCCGGGCGAGCAAAGCCGGGAGCGAGGAGUGGCGAGCCUUCGCCGUCCGGCAGCGCUUUGCUCCGGUAGCCACUCCGAUCCCGCGGUGCGGGUGUACUUCCCGAAGCGGUUGGCGCAGCAGCUGGAGGCGGCGCGGGAGGAGUACGUCCGCGCCACGGCGGGGGUGUGGAAGGACCACCGGAUGCUGCUGCCCAAGCUGCUGGACGCCUACGCCCGGGACGCCGGCCUCUCGCCCGACCGCCUCCUCGACGCCGUGCAGCGAUGCCUCCCGGAGACGCUGCGGACGGCGGUGCAGCGCUGCCGCCGCGGCGACGGCAGGUCCGCAGGCAAGGUCGUCGAGUGGGUGCCCCACCGGCAGAGCUUCCGGUACCUGCUCGCCAGGGACCUCGCCUUCCCGCACCUCAGCUAA